AGGGCCUUUUGGUAUUAGGAAAAACAAAGACUUCGUGCCCACUAUUUGCGGCAAACUAAAUUUCGUGUGUUUUUAUUUUCAUUAAAUCAUAAAUUUUUGGGGCUGGGCUUAAGCGCGGCCGAGAAUUUGUGGACUGUUUGACCGUAAAUCAGUUUUUCAUAAAGCUAUUGACUUUAUCGGGAACUGUCAACGAAUAAAAGUUACGUAUUCGAGGGAGUUACGUAGUCGCACUUGUUCUGCAAUUUGGAAAUGAUGUUGAAGGGUCUGCGGCGAGUGCGGAAUGUGCUGCAGCGCGGGGGCCAUCAGAUGGCUCAGAUCCGCAGUGCCAUGGGGCAGCCCCACAGAAUUUCCCAGGAGCUGUCGCUCCUCCAACUUAGCCGGAGACAGGUAAUGCAGCUGCAGGCGGAGUACAAGGCGAUUGUAGGCGUGAUAGCCCGCUCCCUGCAACUGACGCCGCGAGAAGUGCGUCUGAUGCACCUGCGCAGCCUGAGUUCGGCGCAAAAACCACCUCCCACACCCGCAGAUGACAAGGGGGAAAAGGCUCCAGGCAAGACUCGAGAGGGUAACGCGAAGGAGGAGCAGAACCCAGCUGAGAAGAGCAGCAAAGCUCCAGGCGAGGAGGCCUCCAGUAGUCCCAGUCCUAAUCCCAGUUCCAGUAGUUCCGCCGGCGAGCCGGGAGAAGAUCCCAACAAGAACAGCAACGAGAACGAUGAAAAGAUGCGUUCCGUGUUGACCAAGGCAGUACUCUGGCUUUUCACCAUCUACAUGUUUGUAGCCUUCUUCUCCCUGCUGAUCACACCGCGGUCCGAACGGCCAGAGGGCUCAACGCGCUACGUGUCCUGGAACGAGUUCGUGCACCACAUGCUAGCAGUGGGCGAAGUCAAGGAGUUGAUCAUACGGCCCGACAUGGAGAUGGUCACCAUCAUCCUGCACGAGGGGGCCGUUAUCAAGGGCCGCAAGGUGACUUCCACCAUCUUCCACAUGGCAGUGGCCGAUGCCAACAAGUUUGAGGAGAAGCUGCGUGAGGUGGAGAAGCGGCUGGGCAUCAAGGAUGGCGUUCCGGUGACCUACGAUCGCCAGACGGACACCACCGGCCGCAUCCUCAUGCUGCUGCUCAUCUGCGCCCUGCUCAUGUCCAUCGCCACCCGCAUGAAGAGCAUUAAGAGCCCGCUAAGCAUGGAUUCGUUUAACCAAAUGGGUCGGGCCAAGUUCACGCUGGUGGAUCCCUUCGACGGCGGACGCGGCGUGCUUUUCCGUGACGUGGCUGGUCUUAGCGAAGCCAAGCAGGAGGUGAAGGAGUUCGUAGACUACCUCAAGUCCCCGGAGAAGUACCAGCGCCUGGGCGCCAAAGUGCCGCGCGGAGCCCUGCUCCUGGGUCCGCCGGGGUGCGGCAAGACGCUCCUGGCCAAGGCGGUGGCCACUGAGGCCCAGGUGCCGUUCCUCAGCAUGAACGGCUCCGAGUUCAUCGAGAUGAUCGGCGGCCUGGGGGCGGCACGCGUGCGCGAUCUCUUCAAGGAAGGCAAGAAGCGGGCGCCGUGCAUCAUCUAUAUAGACGAAAUCGACGCCAUCGGUCGUCAGCGCUCCGGAACGGAGAACAUGGGCCAGGGCAGCUCCGGCGAGUCGGAGCAGACGCUUAACCAGCUACUGGUCGAGAUGGAUGGCAUGGCCACCAAGGAGGGCGUGCUCAUGCUGGCGAGCACGAAUCGCGCCGACAUUCUGGACAAGGCACUUCUGCGACCCGGCCGCUUUGAUCGCCACAUCCUCAUCGACUUGCCCACGCUGGUGGAGCGCAAAGAGAUCUUUGAGAAGCACUUGUCGUCGGUGAAACUGGAGUCGCCGCCUGCGACCUUCUCCCAGCGCUUGGCCCGUCUCACGCCCGGCUUCUCGGGUGCGGACAUUGCCAACGUGUGCAACGAGGCAGCCCUGCACGCAGCGCGCAACACACAGAAGGAGGUCAGCAGCAAGAACCUGGAGUACGCUGUGGAGCGACUAGUCGGCGGAACUGAGAAGCGCUCGCAUGCGCUGUCGCUGGCGGAGCGCAAGGUGAUCGCGUACCACGAGUCCGGACACGCUCUGGUGGGCUGGAUGCUGCCCAACUCGGACAUCCUCCUGAAGGUCACCAUAGUGCCGCGCACUAGCCUGGCGCUGGGCUUUGCCCAGUACACGCCCAGCGAGCAGCACUUGUACAGCAAGGAGGAGCUCUUCGACAAGAUGUGCAUGGCGCUGGGCGGUCGCGCGGCCGAGAACCUGGUCUUCAAUCGCAUAACGACGGGCGCACAAAACGAUCUGGAGAAGGUGACGAAGAUUGCCUACUCGCAGAUCAAGAAGUUUGGCAUGAACGCGAACUUGGGGCCCAUCUACGUCCGGGACGCAGAUGAAACGGAGGGCGGAGGUGCGCUGGGCAGCGGCGGCAAGAAGCCCUUCUCGCGGGCCAUGGAGAGCCUGAUCGACAACGAAGCGCGCCAUGUGGUCGCCAGCGCCUACCAAACCACCGAGGGCAUCCUCACUUCGCACCGCGAUAAGCUGGAAAAGCUGGCCGAAGCUUUGCUGGAGAAGGAAACGCUGGACUACGACCAGGUGGUGGAGCUGAUUGGACCGCCGCCGUACGAUAUCGGCAAGCGGCAAGUGGACGGCGUGGAGUUCGAGCAGUCAUUGAAGAACCUGGGCAGCGACGCGGACGCCACCAAAGCCUGAGACGCACAGCUGUAGAGGCGCAAUUGUUCAUCACACACCACGUGCCCCGAGUCGCUCACCUUUUGCCCGCCAUUGGUUCAUGUUCGUUAAAUGUAAAUAAAGUUGUUUACCUUUUUAAAUGAC
Messenger RNA from Drosophila ficusphila, 2817 nucleotides. It is a transcript of the gene Spg7, whose product is annotated as paraplegin. The transcript is spliced from 6 exons. NCBI's taxonomy places the organism in Eukaryota, Metazoa, Arthropoda, Insecta, Diptera, Drosophilidae. The record is from RefSeq and is a predicted model, not a curated record. Gene Ontology annotation, biological process: protein-containing complex assembly; mitochondrial protein processing. Gene Ontology annotation, molecular function: ATP-dependent peptidase activity; ATP hydrolysis activity; zinc ion binding. Gene Ontology annotation, cellular component: m-AAA complex; membrane. Bases 250 to 2694 code for a protein of 814 amino acids.